This is a messenger RNA of Beta vulgaris subsp. vulgaris (sugar beet), 687 nucleotides long. RefSeq names its product zinc finger BED domain-containing protein DAYSLEEPER-like. The coding region runs from base 1 to 687 and encodes 228 amino acids. Lineage: Eukaryota; Viridiplantae; Streptophyta; Magnoliopsida; Caryophyllales; Amaranthaceae. Gene Ontology annotation, molecular function: protein dimerization activity; DNA binding. The transcript has a single exon. The record is from RefSeq and is a predicted model, not a curated record.
AUGGUGGAGCCUAUGUUGGAAAAUUUUGACAAGUAUUGGUCUGAGUAUAAUGUAUAUCUAUCUUGUGCGGCCAUUCUUGAUCCUAGAUUCAAGGUUAAAUGUGUCGAAUAUUGUUUGGCCAAGUUGACUGGGACGGAUGAGGCUAUGAUACGAGUAGAAAAGGUGUUGUCAACUUUGAGGGCUUUAUAUAAUGAUUAUAAGUUGCAAUCUUUAAUAUCACCUAUCGUCACCCCCUCUCCUCCAAGUAGUCACUUUGUCCACCAUUACUUUUUUGAUGAUUAUAAUAAUUACAACCCAAAAAGUACUAGGACGCAACAUGGAAAGUCAAAACUUGAUGUGUAUUUGGAGGAUGAGCCCCUUGAUUUGAAUUUGGAUUUGGAUGUUUUGGAAUUUUGGCACCAAAAUGCAAUUAGGUUUCCAGAGCUUUCAAAAAUGGCUCGACAUUUACUUAUUAUUCCAGUUAGUACGGUAGCUUCAGAGUCCGCAUUUAGCAUCGGAGGAAAGACAAUCUCCCAUAAUCAUAGCUCUUUGAAGCCCAAAACUUUUCAAGCAUUAGUUUGUGUUCAAGAUUGGUGUCGUGAAGAGCAUGACAUUGCUCUUGAUUUGGAUCAUGAUUCAAACUCUUGUGAUGAGGCGAUAAAUGAAGACGAGGAUGAUGAGAGUGAUGCAACUAGCUUCCUUGAUUAG